This is a messenger RNA of Vanderwaltozyma polyspora DSM 70294, 1758 nucleotides long. RefSeq names its product Mcm10p (gene MCM10). The coding region runs from base 1 to 1758 and encodes 585 amino acids. Gene Ontology annotation, cellular component: replication fork protection complex; nucleus. Gene Ontology annotation, biological process: DNA replication initiation; DNA replication. The transcript has a single exon. Gene Ontology annotation, molecular function: DNA replication origin binding; single-stranded DNA binding. NCBI's taxonomy places the organism in Eukaryota, Fungi, Ascomycota, Saccharomycetes, Saccharomycetales, Saccharomycetaceae. The record is from RefSeq and is a predicted model, not a curated record.
AUGAAUGACCCAAGAGAGCAUGCAAAGGAGGAUCUUUAUUCUAACUUAAGUUCAGAUGAAGGAGAACAGGAUGAGAUAUCUGAACAACUCAAAGCCAUUGAAAGACAGAAACAGGACUUAUUAGAAAGGUUAAAGAAGAAGAAGGAAAGAAAAUCUAAAUUGGAUCCUAAUUUUGUACAAGUACCUAGUUCGCCUAAGAAGUCUCGUGUUGUAGAACUCAAACCUACGUCAAAGCCAAUUGAUAAUAAUGAAGAGGAGGAAGAGGAAAACCCAAAUGAAGUUGCUUUGAUGACAAAGGAUGAUUCUAACUAUGGAACAACAUCAUACUUUAUGGAAAAAUUCUAUAAUUCCAAGAAGGAUCAUGAACGAAAAGUAGUAGCUUAUUCUAGUAUGAUGAGCAGUAGGGUUCACACAUUUUCAGGUACAGGCAGUAAGAAAGAGUUUAAACCUACGGAUGUUGAUGAGCUAGACCAAUAUUCUAACUUGUGGUUAAGAAGUAGAUAUAUUCCAGUAGAUGAGCUAAAUUUGAUGUUACUCGACAUAAAAAUACUUAGAUUACCAAAACUAUUUGCUAAAGUACGACCUCCAAAAUUUACUGAGCCUCAAUACUCAAAUUGGGUUGUUACAGGGAUAAUUACAUCAAAGGACGAUAUAAAGUACACAUCUUCUUCCAAGCCUACUAAAUAUUUUAAAUUUACAAUCAGCGAUUUUCAACACAAUUUAGAUGUUUUUAUAUUUGGGGUGAAAGGUGUGGAAAAAUACUAUAAUCUUAGAGUAGGGGAUGUAGUUGCAAUUUUAAACCCUGAAAUUCUUCCUUGGAGACCUUCAGAAAAUUCAGGAGGUAGUGGCAGCACUAUAAAAUCCUUCAACCUGCGAAUCAGUCAUAAGUUUGAUUGUAUAUUAGAAAUUGGCGCCAGCAGAGACUUAGGAUGGUGUCCAAUUCCAAAUGCAUCAAAGAAUACUCUUUGUAAGACGCCAAUUAAUAAAUCUAAAGAGGACAAAUGUCAAUAUCAUAGAGAAAUACAAUUCAGAAAGACUACUUCAAAUAGAGUCGAAUUAAGUGGUACAUAUGCAUUGGGUGCGCCAACAAAAGUUGAUGCUAGACCAGCUUUAUAUCAAAAUAGAGGUACUUCGAACAAUAGUAGGGUUCAAAAAUCUUAUAAUAUGGUAUCAGAUAGUCAUUAUCAAAAGAGAAAAGAUUCAAAUAAAUUGGAGACAAGAAUGCAUCAUUUCAGCACGAUGAAUUCAGCUAAGGCAUUCUUUGACGAAGAUUUUCAAAAUCCUGAUAUUUUAAAUAAUCUGGACAGUAAAAGAAGAAAGAUUAAAGACUCUAAGAUGGAAAGAAAUUUAGUGAAAGCAUUGAAAAAUACGGUGGACAAAGAAUCAAAAAAUUUUAAGAAUUUGAAAAAUGCUACACAGGCGACUUUACAAACAGGUAUACUUCAACGAUUAGGGUUUGAUCCAACAGGAGGUAAGUUAAGUUCAGUGAUUAGAAAUUCAAAUUCUGAAACAGAAGUUACAAAUAAAUAUCAAAUGGAAAAAAAAGAAGCAUUGGAUGACUUGAUGACAUUCAGGAAAGAUACUGUCAAUUUAAAACCAUCUAAAGAUGAUUUGAUUAAAAGAAGAAUUGAUCGUCAAAGAAAUUGGAAAAAAUUAUUUGGAAAACAACAAUCUUCGAUUGAUAACAACGACGACAGUGGCAGUGAUUUAAAAAUAUUGCAUAAUUCAUCUACAAAAGAUCAAAAAUACCAACUUUAA